GAUAAAAAAAGCCAGAUGUUGAUGAAUAAUUUAUUGGAGGUAAUGGAAGGUGUUGAAAAUGCAUUAAAAUAUUUUCCUGAUUGUCUUGAAAGAGACAUGGUAAUUGAGGUACUUGUGUUGCUUCUUGACUGUAUUGAUUACGAGCAGAAUGUAAAAUGUUUUGACUGGAAAUUAGCAAUGGCAAUUUUCUCUGGAAUAGCAAAAAUACCAAGACUAUCAAGUAGUGAUUUGUUGAUUAAAAUUAGUCAUUAUUUAAUGAAAAAUAUUGAGUGUUUAAAUGAACCAUGUGUGAACCAGAAUGAAGCUACAUCACUUGCUCAGCUUAUAUGUGUUUUGUUGGAAAAUAAAUGUCAAUGGGUGCUUCAAGAAGCCUUUGAGAUGUUUAAUAACAUUGUUGAACAUUCAACAAAUGAAAAAAUACAAAAAUUAAGUGAUAAUGAUUAUGAUGAGAAAGCUGAUGAAUUGUACAAAGAACAUUAA
Molecule: messenger RNA, 480 nt
Organism: Aphidius gifuensis
Lineage: Eukaryota; Metazoa; Arthropoda; Insecta; Hymenoptera; Braconidae
Exons: 3
Coding region: 16-480 (154 amino acids)
Source: RefSeq, a predicted model, not a curated record